AUGAAUUAAUUGAUUUUUGCAAAUUAUGGUAUAAGUACCAUCCAAAACUAAACACAAUAGUAUUUACUAUUAAUUAAAAUAUCCACCAUAUCAUUAAAAACCCUUCAACUUUUAAAUCUAAAUUACAAAUAUAGAAAAUAAUUUCAUUGCUAUAUUUUAUCCCAUAAUGUUAAAAUUUAGCAAAAAAAGAACCAAAGUUGCAUAUAAUUGUUAGAAUAACAAUUAGAAUUAAGUAUUUAUUAAAUUGUUUUUUUAUUUAACGUUGUUUUACAAUUAUUCCAUAGAUUGCAUGACAAGAUAAAAAAGAUAAUAAUGAACUAGAAAACCAAGAAAUAUUAUUAGUGA
Paramecium primaurelia is the source of this 345-nucleotide messenger RNA. NCBI's taxonomy places the organism in Eukaryota, Ciliophora, Oligohymenophorea, Peniculida, Parameciidae. The record is from the annotation of a GenBank genome assembly.